AUGAGAUUAGUCGUUUGUGCUUUACUUUUAUUUUCAACUGUAAUAGCUAUUCCCAAGAAGCAAAUCUUACUUGGAACAAAAUAGGAUGAACCAGUCAUUACUUAAGAAAUUAAGUCAAGUGAUGUAGAAUAAGCACCUUAAUAAUAAACUGAUGUUCAAUAAGAUGAAUAAAGGAAUGAAUUUAAAUAACAAAAUACUGACUAGAGCGAUAAUGAGAGGAGUUUAAUAGAGCAGCUCUCUUAGUUUCAAAACUACUUCGAGAUUUUGUUAUCGAAAUAACAGUAGAUUGGAGUUUUCUUAGUGUGUAUAAUUUGUUUUGCCUUUUAUUUGAUGAUAAAAUUAGAAGAUAGAAAUGUAAAGAAGAAGGAGCAUAAUCCAAAGAGAAUGAUUAAAAGGCAGUGUUAAGAACACAAUAUUUUUAUAUUGACUGAUUCAUUAUAUGAAAAAAAAUAUACAAAUUAACCAUUGAUUUCUACAAUUUUUGGAUCAAUUAAUUACGAAGAACAUCUUUUUAGAAAUAAAUCAUCUGAUGAUCUGAAAAAUAAGUAGCAGAUUCCCAUUAUGAGGAGAUCCAAUUCUUAGCCAUUUCUGAAACAAUAACAUCCAGAUUAUUCGGCUGAAGAAAUACACAAUUUAUUGAAGGAUAUUAAUUGA
Paramecium tetraurelia is the source of this 654-nucleotide messenger RNA. RefSeq lists its product as uncharacterized. Lineage: Eukaryota; Ciliophora; Oligohymenophorea; Peniculida; Parameciidae. The record is from RefSeq and is a predicted model, not a curated record. The transcript is spliced from 2 exons.